This is a messenger RNA of Cordyceps militaris CM01, 5055 nucleotides long. Its product is annotated as PHD transcription factor (Rum1), putative. Gene Ontology annotation, cellular component: nucleus. Gene Ontology annotation, molecular function: histone demethylase activity; DNA binding. NCBI's taxonomy places the organism in Eukaryota, Fungi, Ascomycota, Sordariomycetes, Hypocreales, Cordycipitaceae. Gene Ontology annotation, biological process: chromatin remodeling. Bases 1 to 5055 code for a protein of 1684 amino acids. The transcript is spliced from 2 exons. The record is from RefSeq and is a predicted model, not a curated record.
AUGGCUCCCGGAAUGACGGCUAGUGCGACCGCCACGACCAGUGCACGCAGUUCUGUCGGCCCAACCAAACCCAAGUCAAAGGUCAACUCCAAUGGCUACCAUCCGACCGCUACCAUCCCUCUCAGCGCCAUGUCCAGCACAGCGCUCGAUCUCACUUCCGUCGAACGCCGAGGUCAGCCCACGGCCCCCCGCGAACCCAUCAGGAAGGCCAGCAGACCUCACGGUAUCUCCGAUGCCCCGACUUAUUAUCCGACGGCAGAGGAUUGGCGCGAUCCCUCAGAAUAUAUGAAGAAAAUUGCACCCGAGGCCUCCCAGUAUGGUAUCUGCAAAAUUAUCCCCCCGGACUCUUGGAAUCCCGACUUCGCCAUCGACACAGAGUAUGUUUCCAUUUCAAUCCCACUCAACGCUUGUCACACGCCACUCACACCUCACCUCACAGGUACGCGCGCAAACCUGACAUACUUGGACGGUCUUGGCAAGUUUCACAAGCAGCAAGGCAAUAACCUACACCGUCUACCCUAUGUCGAUAAGAAGCCCCUGGAUCUCUACCGUCUAAAAAAAGCUGUCGAAUCCAGAGGAGGCUUUGACAACGUAUGCAAGCUGAAAAAGUGGGCAGAAAUUGGUCGUGAUCUAGGAUAUAGCGGCAAGAUCAUGUCUUCGCUGUCUACAUCUCUCAAGAACUCGUAUCAGCGAUGGCUGUGCCCAUAUGAAGAAUAUCUUCGCCUUGCCAAACCUGGCGUCCACCAGCAGCUGGAACAGGAAUACGGCGGACCCUUGACGCCAAGUCCCGCACAAACGCCCAUCAAGCGUUCUGAGGUUAACACGCCAUCUGGAACAACCGCCAAGUCUCCCGCCAGGAAUGCCUCCGAGGCCCUACAAAAUGGCCUCAAGCGGGAGGCCGACCGUGAUACCCCUAUGCUUGAUGCGCCACCUGCUCCCAUGUCCGGAGGCUCCGGAUUCACGGCUGUGAAUUCCGGUUUCACCAGCAUCAACAGAGCCUCUAUUGACCGGAAAAGCUUCACCCCAGAAGUGGUUAGUACCAGGAAUGUGACACCAGAUGAUCACACUGGCCUUGGCAGUGCUGCACAAGUCAAACAAGGAACCAGCACUGACGUUGUGUCUGAUGCUUCAAAGAAAGAAGCCGACGGCGACAAUGAAGACGGCGCAAAUCGCCGCAGCAAGCGUCUCAAGAGAGAGAAUGUCCCUACCGUUGCUGGCUCGCAUAUGACACCAUUCCGCCCCUCCGUUCCUCGCAUCCCACGUGAAGAAGAUCUGCCUGCAGGCGAAACUUGCGAAACUUGCGGCCAGGGAGAGGCCGCUGGAUCAUUGCUUGUCUGCGAAUCUUGUGAUAACUCGUACCAUGGUCUUUGCUUGGACCCCCCUGUGAAGCGCAAACCGGACGCUGAAUGGAACUGCCCUCGCUGUCUUGUUGGCGAUGGACAGUUUGGCUUUGAAGAGGGCGGCCUAUACUCACUCAAACAGUUCCAGCAAAAGGCCAACGACUUCAAGCAAGGAUACUUCGAGAAGAAGAUGCCAUUCGAUAGCACCUUGAAAUGUCACAGGCCUGUUACCGAGGAAGAUGUCGAGAACGAAUUUUGGCGUCUUGUUGCUGAUUUGGAGGAAACUGUUGAAGUCGAAUACGGCGCCGACAUUCACUGCACUACUCAUGGUUCCGGCUUCCCUACGCUCGAAAAGAACCCUGGUAACCCUUAUGCUGCGAGCGGCUGGAACCUCAAUGUGCUCCCAUUUGCCUCGGAGAGCUUAUUUCGACACAUCAAGUCGGACAUCUCUGGCAUGACCGUUCCUUGGGUGUACGUUGGCAUGAUGUUUUCUACAUUCUGCUGGCACAACGAAGACCACUAUGCCUAUUCGGCUAACUACCAACAUUUUGGCGCCACAAAGACGUGGUACGGUAUACCCGGUGCUGACGCUGAAAAGUUCGAGGCCGCCAUGCGAGACGCUGUGCCAGAACUAUUUGAAACACAGCCGGACCUUCUCUUCCAACUUGUGACACUGCUCACCCCCGAGCAACUCACCAAGGCUGGCGUCCGCGUGUACGCCAUCGACCAGCGUGCUGGCCAGAUGGUCAUCACUUUUCCACAGGCUUACCACGCUGGCUUCAAUCAUGGCUUCAACUUCAACGAGGCCGUCAACUUUGCCCCGCCAGACUGGGAGUCCUAUGGUAUGGCUGGUGUGGAGAGGCUACAAGCCUUCCGACGACAGCCUUGCUUCUCUCACGAUGAACUGUUGUGGACUGCUGCCGAAGGAGCGUCGGCCAGCCUGACAAUUUCUACAGCCAAAUGGCUCGGGCCAGCGCUCGAGCGCAUCCAAAAAAGAGAAUUGGCUGAUCGUGAACUGUUUGUGAAACGUCAUCUCUCAUCGGCGACUCACAAAUGCCAAUGCUUCAACGAAGGGGACGGAAACUGCCCCCUUUCGCUCAAGAUUGAAGACGAGGAUAUCUUGGACGAAGAUGAACAGUGCUGCAGUUACUGCAAAGCCUUUGCUUACCUCUCCAGAUAUAAAUGCCACCAGUCUGGCAAAGUUUUGUGCAUUUUGCAUGCAGGUAAUCAUGCUUGCUGCAAUGAGAGCGAAGAAAACCGGUACCUCGGCGCGGGUCACACGCUCUACUACCGCAAAACGGAGGAGAUGAUGAGAGAUGCCCAUACAAAGGUUAUUGAGAAAGCAGAUACCCCUAGACAGUGGGAAGAGAAGUACGCAAAACUCCUUGAUGAAGAGAUGACUCCGUCGCUGAAAUCUCUUCGAGGCCUCCUUCACGAAGGCGAGCGCAUUCCCUUCGAUCUCCCGUCCCUGCCCAUUCUGAAAGAGUUCGUCGAUCGAUGCAACGAGUGGGUCGAUGAAGCAACGACCUACAUUGUGCGCAAACAACAAAAUCGACGCAAAAACGAACGAGCCUGGCAGACUGGUACGCGUAGAUCCAUCGGCAACUCAUCCCAGGAUCAAAAAGAACCCGAAUCUCGCAACGUGAGCAACAUAUACCGACUCCUUCAGGAUGCCGAGCACAUUGGUUUCGAUUGCCCGGAAAUUUCACAACUUCUAGAGCGCUCGGCUUCCAUCGAAAAGUUCCAGACCAGUGUUUCGGAAGCGCUGAAGAAAGACGCCAGCCCUGACGUGAAGCUCCUCGAGGAAUUGCUUGAGGAAGGACGCAGCUUCAACGUAGAUACGCCCGAGAUCGAAGCUCUAUCCAGGACGCUUCGCCAGAAGCGGUGGAACGAAAAAGCCGAAGCCAGCCGAAAGCUGCCCCUGACCCUCUCCGACGUUCAGGAUCUGAUUGAGGAAGGCAAGCGACUGGGCCUUGAGAUCUACAACGAUCACUUCAAGUUUUACUGUAAUCAGAUGGCGGCCGGCGAAUCCUGGGAAGCCAAAGCCAGAGAGCUGAUUCACGCCGAAUUUGUUCACUACCCACAGCUCGAAGCAUUGUCUAAGCAGGUACAGGUGGGCGCUCUGCCCGUUUCCAAGGAUACACUGGCUGCAGUUGAUCAAAUUCUGCAUAAGCAACGGGAGGCUCAUCGCCAAAUUCUCGACAUCACUGAGCGCUGCCGUGAAGACGACUUCCGCAAACGCCCAAUGUAUAGCGAGGUCGUUGAUGUAACAAAGCAACUGGAAGAUCUGAAUUCGAAACCGAACGGCACGUUGGACCUUGAAAAUGAGCGCAAGCGCCACGAAGACUGGAUGCGCAAGGGCAAACGCCUAUUUGGCAAGUCUAAUGCGCCAUUGCAUAUUCUCAAAAAUCAUCUGGAAUAUGUUCUAGAGCGUAACUUGGACUGCUUUGACACCGAACACGAUACUCCCCGCCUCCCUGCAGAGCCUGUGUCCAGAGAGCAGAGCCCAGAUGGGAUCAAGAAUACCGAGGACACUCGCCGUCGCCAGGUUUUCUGCAUGUGUCGAAAGGUUGAGGCUGGCAUGAUGAUUGAAUGCGAGCUUUGCCACGAGUGGUAUCAUUAUAAGUGCCUCAAGAUUGCGCGCGGCAAAGUCAAGGAGGAUGACAAAUACACUUGUCCCAUCUGCGACUGGAGAAUGAAGAUUCCUAGAGAUGCAGCCCGCCCCAAGCUCGAAGACUUGAUUGCGCUCAUUGAAGAAGUGCCACAUCUUCCCUUCCAGCCUGAGGAAGAGGAGGUUUUGCAGAGUAUUAUUUCGAACGCACAAAACUUCCGCGAGUAUGUGUCGCGGUACUGUAACUCCCUUGUCUCAACAGAAGCAGAGGCCGAGACGCAACGAUUCUAUCUACGCAAACUCGAAGGUGCUGAAGUGCUACUUGCGUAUGAGACCAAUUUCUUUCGCCAGGAGUUGCACAAAUGGUACCCAGUCGCCCCAGAUGCACCACCCAUCCUGGAGGUAUCCCUCAGCACCCGAAAGCCACGACCCACGAAGCUGCAGAAGAUGCUUGUAGAAUAUGGCGUCGAUAACCCCGACGACCUGCCAGAGCAUGCCAAGGGUAAGGCCAAUAGCCUGCGACGCAAGGCCGCCAAUGCCGAGGCCGCGGCUGCCGCAGCUCAAUCAGGGCCCGGCUCUCUUCAACCGCCAUCUUCGAACGUUUCUUAUGGAGGACCAGCCUAUUAUUCUCAGGAUGGGCAGGGAGACUCGGACAGGCGCGACCACUCGGAGGACGAUGGCAAUGAUGAUUCGGUGGCGGAUCAUCCCCGGGAGAAGUCAACGUCCGAGGGCCGAGAGAAGUCCGAUGAUGGACGGUCUCUUGGCGAAGCCAUUGAGGACGUCAAUAUCCACACGGAAGCGGGUAAAGCAAAGGCACUCGAAAUCUUGGGCCGAACAGAGGAUGGGAAAAGGCAGGCUGAGAAGAUCUGGGGCUCCGAUGUAUGGGCCAAGCGGGCCCUGCGUGAUGCCGAUGUGAUCACUCCAAAGCGGGUGGACGAGUCCAAAGACGAGGCUAAGACGGAAAAGAUGCUCACAGACACGAGUGACGAAAAGCGGGCUGAAGAAAGGAGCAAGGAAAAGAAGGACGUGAACGACGCCAAGAUGACUACGGAGUCUCUGGAGGACGAGCGAAAUGGACUGGAUGCAAUGAUAGACGGGGAGUAG